Alosa sapidissima (American shad) is the source of this 2216-nucleotide messenger RNA. RefSeq names its product lymphocyte cytosolic protein 1 (L-plastin) (gene lcp1). Gene Ontology annotation, cellular component: cytoplasm; actin filament; actin filament bundle. Lineage: Eukaryota; Metazoa; Chordata; Actinopteri; Clupeiformes; Clupeidae. Gene Ontology annotation, biological process: actin filament network formation; actin filament bundle assembly. The transcript is spliced from 16 exons. The coding region runs from base 164 to 2041 and encodes 625 amino acids. The record is from RefSeq and is a predicted model, not a curated record. Gene Ontology annotation, molecular function: calcium ion binding; actin filament binding.
UAAAGACAAACGUACCCAACUUCCUCUCUGUGAAGAUUCUCACUUCCUGCUUGGGCUUUCUGCAGCACAGACGCGUCCCCUCGCCUGGCGUUAGAUCACACACGGCCGGAGAGCAGAGACACGCCAAACCUCAUCCCCUGCAUCAGCUCCUCACAGAUUCAAGAUGGCCGCUGCAACGCAAGUCUCUGCAGACGAGAUGGAGGACCUGAGGGAAGCCUUCAACAAAGUUGAUGUGGAUGGGAAUGGCUCCAUCAGCCCAGACGAGCUCAACGACCUGUUCAAAGCAGCCAACCUGCCGUUGCCGGGAUACCGUGUCCGAGAGAUCGUCCAGGAGCUCCGGCAGACCAUGGACCAGAAUAAGGACGGCAAGAUCACCUUCGACGAGUUUGUGAAUGUGGUUCACGGUCUGAAGAGUUCCGAAGUGGCCAAGACAUUCCGGAAGGCCAUCAACAAGAAAGAGGGAAUCCAUGCAGUGGCUGGAACCUCCGAACAGUCUGGGACACAGCACUCAUAUGCAGAGGAGGAGAAGGUGGCCUUUGUUAACUGGAUUAAUAAGGCUCUGGAGAAGGACCCGGACUGCCAGCAUGUGCUUCCCAUGGACCCCUCCACCAAUGACCUGUUCACCGCCAUGGGAGAUGGCAUCGUGCUCUGUAAGAUGAUCAACCUGUCAGUCGCAGACACUAUUGAUGAGAGGACCAUCAACAAGAAGAAACUUACACCCUUCACAAUCCAGGAGAAUUUGAAUCUGGCUCUGAACUCCGCCUCUGCUAUCGGCUGUCACGUGGUCAACAUCGGCGCAGAGGACCUGAAGGAGGGCAGGCAACACCUGGUGCUCGGCCUCCUCUGGCAGAUCAUCAAGAUCGGCCUAUUCGCCGACAUCGAGAUCAGCAGGAACGAAGCCCUCAUUGCCCUGCUGAGAGACGGGGAGUCCCUGGAGGACCUGAUGAAGCUCUCCCCAGAGGAGCUGCUACUGCGCUGGGCCAACUACCACCUGGAGGAGGCUGGAUGCCCACGCAUCAACAACUUCAGCUCUGACAUCAAGGACUCCAAGGCGUACUACAACAUCCUGAACCAGGUGGCCCCCAAAGGUGAUGAGGACGGAAUCCCUCCGAUCGCCAUCGACAUGAUUGGCCUACGGGAGAAAGAGGAUCUGAGCAGAGCGGAGUGUAUGCUGGUGCAGGCUGAUCGCCUCGGCUGCAGGCAGUUCGUCACGGCGACGGACGUGGUGCGCGGCAACCCCAAGCUGAACCUGGCGUACGUGGCCAACCUGUUCAACAAGUACCCGGCGCUCAAGAAGCCCGACAACCAGGACAUCGACUGGAGCUCCAUCGAGGGUGAGACGAGAGAGGAGCGCACCUUCAGGAACUGGAUGAAUUCCCUUGGAGUCAACCCACGUGUCAAUCACCUCUAUCUUGAUAUGGCGGAUGCUUUAGUGAUCUUUCAGCUGUAUGAGAAGAUUAAAGUUCCGGUGGACUGGGAUCGUGUCAACAAACCCCCUUACUCUAAACUGGGGAGCAACAUGAAGAAGCUGGAGAACUGUAACUAUGCGGUGGAGUUGGGUAAGACUCAGGCCAAGUUCUCUCUGGUGGGCAUCGCUGGUCAGGACCUCAACGCAGGGAACAGGACACUCACACUCGCCCUGCUGUGGCAACUCAUGAGGAGGUACACACUGAACAUCCUGGAGGAUCUGGGUGACGGUCAGAAGGUGACUGACGACACCAUCGUCUCCUGGGUCAAUGACACACUCACACAGGCUGGCAAAAAAACCAUCUCUGGCUUCAAGGAUGGCUCCAUCAGCAGUAGUAUGCCAGUUCUGGACCUGAUUGACGCCAUCCAGCCUGGAUCCAUCCGCUACGACUUGAUCAAGACCGAGGACCUGACUGAGGAGGAGAAACUCAACAACGCCAAGUAUGCCAUCUCCAUGGCGAGGAAGAUUGGUGCGCGUGUGUACGCGCUGCCUGAGGACCUGGUGGAGGUGAAGCCCAAGAUGGUGAUGACUGUCUUCGCCUGUCUGAUGGCCAGGGGCAUGAGGCGUGUGUGAUACACACACAUGCACACACACACACACACACACACGCGCACACAUCUUUGAGAUCAUUUCGACAUCACACAUAAGCAGUGCAAACAUUCAAAUCAGAACACACACACACACACACACAUUUCUCUGUCACACUGUGAAAUUCCGGCGAAAUAAAGUUGUGUUUGUAAGAAACUCA